GUAACCCUCAAAACCUGGCAAUUUGCUUGCAGCUUCAACCACAAUGGAGGGUAUUGUGGUAAAAGAAAAAGGGGAACAUUGAAACUUGAAAACAAUGCUAAGUCUCCAGAAUCAGCGUCUGGAAACAGCUCCCAUGCUUCUCCAACCGACCUUGUUAACUCCGCUCCAGUGAGAGAGAGAGAGAGAGAGAGAAAUAGAGUAGUUGCAUGGUUUUUUUUACAUGACAAGCAACAACCAACGCCAGCUCUCCUUUUAAACAUCUUAGUCCACAAAAAAGAGAGUGGCUCGAUUCUUUCUUCUUUUUUCUUUUCCUGCCGACAGGUAGAGGGGAGAGAGAAAAAGGAAAGAUGGCGAUGGGAGGAGUAUCUCAUAAAGGAAACGGAAACAGCAACAGGGGAAGACCAUAUGGGUUGAUGCUACUUGUGGCAUUUGGGGCUGCAUUGCUUGGUGUUAUGGUGCUGCACAAGCUCAGGGAGAGACGCAUCUUCAACCUCCUUGUCGCAGACAAGAACCGUCAGCUCAUUUCUCUUCAGCUCCUGUUGCAGAAGGAAAGAGAAUACAUGAAAGAAAUGAAAAGGAAUGCUGAAGAGACGAAAGCAAAGAUAUACUUCCUUAGAAACCAAAAAAUGGAGCUUGACCGUAGGCUCUUGGAGAUGCAAUCUGCAAUUGAAUCCCUUAAAGAUGAACAAAAGACCAUGGAGUCUGCACUGGAGGAGAAACAAUACGAGAUUAUACUGCUACAAGAGAAACACGUCGAUUCAGGGAAUGAAAAUCCUCAGGUCUUAGCUCUAACAGCAACUUUGAAGCAAAAGGAGGCAGAAAUCGAGGUCUUGAAACACCGUCUUAAAUCCCCAGUUAGAGUUUGGUCCGUGAGUGCUGAUGACAAAUCAAAUCUGCCAGUAAAUAUAACAGUUACAGGAAGUAUGGAAGAAAAGGAAAAGACAGAGUUCAGCCAAGAGGAGGGUGGGCGAGUACAUGAAUCUACUGCAUAUAAGGAUGGUGACAAUUCCACAAAAGAUCGGGACAGAAGUGAGAUUAAAUCCAAUUUUUCUCAAGAGGAACAGAACAGAGAAGAGGUUGAAGAUGGAAGCAAGAAAAAGGGUGAGACUACUCUUAGAAUGGACAUGGCUGGUGGAGGACAACUGCAGAAACCGGUAAGUUUGGAAGAAAAUGCCAGAAAUGAGGGAGCCGCUGGAGAAAUGAGAAAUGAGUAUUCUCAAUAUACAGGUACUUCUAGAAUGAAUGGGGAAAUGAAUCAUGCAAAUGCCACUGAAACAAUCAAUGACAUGGAUGAACAAGGACAGAAAAUUACCAACACCGGGCAGCUUGGAGAACUUAAAAAUCCCCGCCCAGAAGGUGAGAGUCAAAAACUCCAAGGAACUUACGAAGGUGGGAGGAAACUCGGAAUAGAUGACAAUUCUAGAAUUUCAGGAUUGUCAGGGAGAUUUGACCAUUUAAGCAGAGCAAAGGGGAAAAGAUGGAGAAGUCUUGCUAGGAAUAGGUUCCUGAAGAAGAAUGUACUUUCUGAGCUAGAUGGAGUGGCAAGCAUGAGAAGUAGAAGAUUUUCAAAAGCAUAUAAAGAUGAAGCAAGAAGCAGUGAAGGGGGAGUAGUUUCUGACGAGGGGAAAGCGGAAAGAGAAGCAGGUAUGAGGAAGGAAAUGGAUUUGACAAAAGUAAAUUUUCUGAAGCACCAGAACUCUGAAGACACUGAGGAUGUGAAACAAAGAAAAGUGAGCGCUGAGACAAAUCAUCAGGUGGAGGGAGAGAACGCAAUGUCAAGAAACCCUGAUAAAUUUCUGGCCAGAGAAGUACCAGAGAAAGCAGGUGUCAAUGCUGAAGCCAGUAAUUAUACAAAUCAUGUCAAGCAGCUGAAAGUUGAAGAAGCUGCCAGUCACAUCAAACAGAAUAUGAAGAGCAGGGAGGUGAAGGAACUGGAGAAGAAACCCGAACUUAAUCCCGUUGCCAAAGAUGAAAUGGAAGAGGAUACGGAGGUUGCAGAUAAACAAGAACCAGAGACAGAAGCCGCUAAUGGUGACCUUUCCAGCGACUUUAUGUCCGAUUCGGAAGACAAAGAAGGGUACAAGGAGGCAACGGAUGAGUCCGAGUUUUAAUUAACAGAACUUUUGUUCUGUCCUUGUUGUAGAGCUUUCAAAUACCUGUCUUGCUCUUAGAUCAGUAAUUAAUUUGUCUUUGUUUUUAGCAGUAACUAUGUUUAGAUUUAAAUGGAGAAGAAAAAGGUUGAU
Molecule: messenger RNA, 2243 nt
Organism: Theobroma cacao (cacao)
Lineage: Eukaryota; Viridiplantae; Streptophyta; Magnoliopsida; Malvales; Malvaceae
Source: RefSeq, a predicted model, not a curated record